ACACUUGUUUAGUGGCCCUUAAUUAGGCGCUUGCACUAUCAAAGGAAAAAAUUAGGCGCUUGCUUCCCCCGAAAUUAUUGCCACCCCACCUUGGAUCGCGGCCGCCGCGUGCGUGACCGGCAACGUGGGCAGCGGUCGCGGCAGAGACGACCCCCCUCCUCGGUUCCUGCCACCAAAAAACAUUCGAUUCCUCCGCCCCCGCCGGCCGAAGCCGAAUCCAACUCCGACAAAAAUUUCGCCGCCGCCGCAGCCCGGACCGGAGCCCCGACCCCGACGAGCGUUCCAUCCAUGGACUCGCCCCGCGAAUCAGCGAGGGAUUAGCCAGCGUCGCGAUCGCCUCGCCCCGCCCAGACUCCUCGGUGCUGGUUUGUAUCUGAAGGUUUUGGACGGAAUACGAGAUGGGUGUAAUCAGCACAGUGCUUGGUUUCUCUGGAUUUGGCUUUGGGUUUUCGGCUGGUAUUGUUAUUGGGUACUUCCUCUUCAUCUACGUCCAGCCAAAUGAUGUCAAGGAUGUCAAAGUUCGUCCGCUUGUGGAAUAUGAUUCAAAAUCUUUGGAGGCCAUCCUUCCCGAAAUUCCUUUGUGGGUCAAGAAUCCUGACUAUGAUAGAAUUGAUUGGCUGAACAGGUUUUUGGAGUUGAUGUGGCCCUAUCUUAACAAGGCUAUCUGCAGAACUGCACAGGAAGUCGCUAAGCCAAUUAUUGACGAGAAUACUGCAAAAUAUAAGAUAGACUCUGUUGAGUUCGAAACUCUUACUUUGGGUAGCUUACCACCAACCUUUCAAGGGAUGAAAGUAUACGUCACAGAGGAGCAAGAGCUGAUAAUGGAACCAUGUCUUAAAUGGGCUGCAAAUCCAAAUGUCACUGUUGCUGUAAAAGCGUAUGGUUUGAAAGCAACUAUCCAGAUUGUGGAUCUACAAGUCUUUGCUUUACCUCGUAUUACUCUGAAGCCAUUGGUGCCUACAUUUCCUUGCUUUGCUAAAAUCCUUGUCUCUCUCAUGGAGAAGCCACAUGUUGACUUUGGGCUAAAACUUCUUGGAGCAGAUAUAAUGGCUAUUCCUGGUCUUUACAGAUUUGUUCAGGAGACCAUCAAGAAGCAAGUAGCGACCAUGUAUUUGUGGCCAAAGACAUUAGAAGUACCUAUAAUGGAUCCUUCAAAAGCAUCGAAAAAACCUGUUGGAAUUCUACUUGUGAAGGUUGUAAGAGCCCAAAAUCUGCGAAAGAAGGAUCUGCUGGGUAAAUCAGACCCAUAUGUGAAACUUAAGAUGUCAGAUGACAAGCUUCCAUCCAAAAAAACAGCUGUAAAGCGCAGCAAUCUCAAUCCAGAGUGGAAUGAAGAAUUCAAAUUCGUUGUGACAGAUCCAGAAACUCAGGCUCUUGAAAUUAGUGUCUUUGACUGGGAACAGGUUGGAAAACAUGAAAAGAUGGGCAUGAAUAGUGUCCAAUUAAAAGACCUCCCAGCAGAUGAGACUAAAGUUAGUACCCUCGAAUUGCUUAAGACCAUGGAUCCAAAUGAUGUACAAAAUGAGAAGUCUCGUGGUCAGCUUACUCUAGAGCUUACAUACAAGCCUUUCAAGGAAGAAGAUAUGGAGAAAGAAGGCACUGAGGGUACCGAUGUGGUAGAGAAAGCUCCAGAUGGUACUCCAGCUGGUGGUGGUCUGCUUUAUGUUAUUGUUCAUGAAGCUCAAGAUCUUGAGGGGAAGCACCAUACAAACCCAUAUGCGAAAAUAAUUUUCAAAGGCGAGGAGAAGAAAACAAAGGUCAUCAAGAAGAAUAGGGAUCCACGAUGGGAGGAUGAAUUCGAGUUUGUGUGUGAGGAGCCACCUGUAAAUGAUAAACUACAUGUUGAAGUCCUAAGUAAAGCCCCGAAGAAAGGGCUGAUACAUGGCAAGGAAAAUUUGGGCUACAUUGAUAUCAGCCUUGCAGACGUGAUCAGCAACAAGCGGAUUAAUGAGAAGUACCAUCUCAUAGACUCAAAAAAUGGUCAGAUACAAAUUGAGAUGCAAUGGAGAACUUCCUAGACAGCAGAAUGAACUAGAAUGCCUGAAUGUAGUUCAGGAAUUAGACAUGGAUGUUCCUAUACUCAGUUUGCGGAAAUCUGUAAUUGAGCUCUAGUAGAUAUUUCCUCCGUUUCUAGACAUCUGUUGUUGAGAUUUUUUUUUGGUCUUAUUGCUCAAAUUACGAGAAGUACCAUGUAGGUGUGUUAAUGUGUUAUAUUGACCUGGAAACGAACUCGAAUUUAUUCUGUGACUAAUACAGAUCAUACAAGUAUACUCAGCAUUCUAUCA
Messenger RNA from Panicum hallii, 2285 nucleotides. Its product is annotated as synaptotagmin-1-like. Gene Ontology annotation, cellular component: endoplasmic reticulum. The record is from RefSeq and is a predicted model, not a curated record. NCBI's taxonomy places the organism in Eukaryota, Viridiplantae, Streptophyta, Magnoliopsida, Poales, Poaceae. Bases 399 to 2018 code for a protein of 539 amino acids. The transcript has 13 exons. Gene Ontology annotation, molecular function: lipid binding.